Messenger RNA from Daucus carota subsp. sativus, 655 nucleotides. Its product is annotated as auxin-responsive protein SAUR78. The transcript has a single exon. The record is from RefSeq and is a predicted model, not a curated record. Lineage: Eukaryota; Viridiplantae; Streptophyta; Magnoliopsida; Apiales; Apiaceae. The coding region runs from base 89 to 466 and encodes 125 amino acids. Gene Ontology annotation, biological process: response to auxin.
UUCUCAAUCAUCAAACACCUCUAGAAUACCAAACCCCAUUCUCUCUUUCAUUUCAUCUCUCAAAUACUCUCAGACCUUCACAAAUUCAAUGGCGAAAACCGGAAAAUUAACAAAAAUCAAGUCGGUUCUCAAGAAAUGGCAGUCAUUCGGGAAACUAGGCCGCUCCAACAGCUCGAUAGCCGCCGCAAACACUUCAUUUUCGGACGAAGAUUCAUCUUUCGAUCAAAUCUCUAGCCGAGAUAAUUUUCCCGUUUAUGUCGGAAAAUCUCGCAGACGGUAUCUUGUCAACUCGGAAAUUCUGGACCACCCUGUUUUUCGCGAGCUUGUUGAGAGAUCAGGCGAUGAAGAUGACAACAUUGUUGUAUCAUGCGAAGUUGUCCUGUUCGAACAUUUGUUGUGGAUGCUCGAAAAUGCUGAUCCUCAACCAGAAUCACUAGAUGAGCUCGUUGAGUUUUAUGCUUGCUAAGCUUGAGCUGAAUUUACAUUUAGUCUCUCCUCGAUUUUUAUUUCUUGGUAAGUCGGAAAAAAAUAAAAUUUACUUGGUAGAAAUAAAGUUUCACAAGUACAGUAUAUGUAGCAUGGUAGGAAAUGUAAAAAUUGUAUAGAGGAGAGAGUGACAUCUGGAGAAAUAUACUAUGACCGAUUUUGCAUCUUG